AUGGAUUGGUAUCCGUUCACAGCAGAGGAAAAGGCACAAUUAGUACGAUCAUGGAAGGCUAUCGAAUCACAGAAACAAGCAAUUGGAUGUGAUAUCUACGAAAUGAUAUUUAAUCAGUGCCCAGAAGCGCGUAAACUAUUUCCAAAAAUGAAGUUCGUGAACUCAAAGCCAGACAAAAAAAGUUGUGAAUUUGCCUUUCAAGGAUUACGAUUUGUACAGGUAAUCGAGGGAGCCGUUAUGUCGUUGGACAAUUUGCCAGCAUUGGAUCCAAUUCUCGACAACCUCGGGAGGCGACAUGGAAAACUUGAAGUGAACGGGAAAUUUCGGACAUAUUACUGGUCUACAUUUUUGGAAUGUUCCAUAUGUAUUUUCCGUAAGACGUUGUCAAGUUGCCGAAAGUUUCCUGACAAAGAGAUUGACAGAACUAUUAUACUUUGGAGAUAUCUACUGAGAGACGUGAUGAAGAAAAUCAAGGUAGCAUUGUGA
Molecule: messenger RNA, 486 nt
Organism: Haemonchus placei
Lineage: Eukaryota; Metazoa; Nematoda; Chromadorea; Rhabditida; Trichostrongylidae
Source: the annotation of a GenBank genome assembly